Rotaria sp. Silwood2 is the source of this 1236-nucleotide messenger RNA. Lineage: Eukaryota; Metazoa; Rotifera; Eurotatoria; Philodinida; Philodinidae. The record is from the annotation of a GenBank genome assembly.
AUGUCUAACACAACUAAUAUCUUGGAAAUGUUAAGUUCUGAUCAAAAUAUUGGUUUAAAGGAGAUAAAAAAUCGUUGUCGAAGCAGUUCUGUAAGUUCAAAUGAAAUAACUACUCCAUCAAUUAAAUCAUCAUCAUCAUUAGAACAUAAUCAAUCCAAUUCAUUGUCAGUGUAUGAAAAAUUAACUAUAUGGAAACAAUCUAUUGAAAAGCAUUUAAAUCAAAUUUAUUUAGAUAAACUUAGUGAAAUAGAUAAUUUAUUAGUUCAGGGACAAAAUCAUAUUGAUAUCAUAUUUAAAAAAAUACCAUCAUUUGAACAAUUAGUUACAGUGACAAGUCAACAACAAACUAUUGAUCAUACGUAUAAUGAUAUUGAAUUUGAUUAUGCUAAUUCUCAAUUAUUUGAUUUAACAAGUAAUAACACAUUACUUUGUACAUCAAAUUAUUACACCUUAAUUUAUGAUGAUAUUACAUCAAAUUUAAAUUUAUAUAAUAACCAAUCAAAAUUAACUUCAUAUCUAUGGGAUAUAGAUGAAUAUGGUAAACCAUAUGAUUUAACAUAUUCAUAUUAUUUAAAUAUUUAUUGUAUAAUAACACAUCAUGGUUUAUUUACAUGGUCACAUGAAAAUCCAUCAGUACCUUUACAUAUUGAUUCAAUAAAACGUAUAAGAGGAAAUCGGUUAUGGACAAUAGCAUCAACCAAUACACGAUCUGAUGUAUUUAUAUUAUUUAAAUCUGGUAAUUUUAUUGAAAGAUGGAAUUCUAAGAUUGAUACAAAAUCUUGGCAACAUAUAAAACGUUGGUCAAAUCAUGAAUUAUUUGAACAUGCUCAUCAACAUAUAAGAACUAUACGAAUGACAUCAAAUUAUGUUGCAUGGACUGUUGAAUCAACAAAAAUAUUUGAAUGGCGGAUAGAUUUACUUGAUUAUGAUUUACAAAUUAUUCGGCAGGGUAUUAAAAUAGAUCAUUUAGAUAAAUAUUCAUCAUGUUUAUUAUCUAAUUUUGGUUCGGAACAAUAUCUUAUUAUUGAUAGUAAUGGUCAUUUAUUAUUUCUACUUGAUUCAAAUGGUAAUAUUAAAUUAAAAGAUGAUCAUAUUAUAAAUAAACGUAUUAAAAAUGCUGUUUUUAUGAAUAAUAAUACUAAUAAUAAUCACCAAUGGCUUGUUGUUCGAUUAGAACAACCAAAUCAAUUAUGUUUUAUUCCAUUAUUAAACAAAAUAGAAAAUAAAAACAUCUAG